Chiroxiphia lanceolata (lance-tailed manakin) is the source of this 2519-nucleotide messenger RNA. RefSeq names its product scavenger receptor class A member 3 (gene SCARA3). NCBI's taxonomy places the organism in Eukaryota, Metazoa, Chordata, Aves, Passeriformes, Pipridae. The transcript is spliced from 8 exons. The record is from RefSeq and is a predicted model, not a curated record. Bases 1 to 1968 code for a protein of 655 amino acids.
AUGCUCCAGCGCUGGGGGGGCUCCGGGAGGAUCCCGGGAAAGUUUCGGGAGCGCGGGGAAAGCGCCGGGAAGCGGCUCCGGCUGGAUCCGGAGCCUGAGGAUCUCCGGGAAGAGGCGGAUGCGGGAAAAGGGGCCAUGAGAGGACACGAUCCCGCGGGAGGGGAGCGCGAGGAGAUGGCGACGGUGGAUUCCACCUCCAGCCGCGGAUCCAGGGGAAGGGCCCGGAGCAGCUGCCGGAGGAGGCUGUCGCUGUCCCCGUCCCCGUCCCUGUCCCUGCGGAGCGCCCUGCGCGGCCUCUACGCCCUGACCCUGCUCCUGUCGCUGGCCGUGGCCGUGCUGGGAGCGCUGGCGUUCCGGAGGGUGGAUUCCAUCUCCAGCCGGAUCAGCUCGGCCCAGACCUUCUACGAGGAGAAGCUGCUCUCCAUCCAGGAGGAUCUCCAGGGCUUGGGAGAGAAGAGCUCUGGGAACGGCUCCCUGCGCCAGGACCGGGAUCAGCUGGGCCGGGACAUCUCCCAGCUGCGGGCCGAGCUGGAGCGGCUCCAGCAGUCGCUGCAGGGGCAGGAGGCGCAGCUGGAGCGAACCUCCCGGCUCCACUCCCGGCUCUCCGCGGCGGGCGCGGGGCUCGGGGCGCGGCUGGAGAGCUGCGCGGGCUCGGUGCGGGCGCUGGGCCGGGGCGCGGAGCUGCUGCUGGCCGGGGCCGGGCGGUGCCGGGCCGAGACCUCCCGGUUGGAAGCGGAGCUGCGGGAGCUCUCCCGGGACGGCCCCGCGCUGGAAGCGGCGCUGGAGCGGCUGAACGAGCGGCUGGAGCGGCGGCGGGAGCUGGGGGAGCUGCGGGAGCGGCGGGAGCGCGCCCGGGAGCUGCUCGGGAGCGCGCCCGGGGAGGGCGGAGGGGGCGGCGGGGUGCGGGAGCUGGCGCGGAGCCUGGAGGAGCUGCGGGAGCGGGUGGACAACGCCAGCGCCGCGCUGGAGGAGCAGCAAGACGAGCUCGGCGACGCCAGGUACCCCGAGAUUCCCGCCCGGAAUAAUAUGUGUCCUGCCCUGAGGGAUUUGGGGCCGCCCCACCACCUCCCAUCCCUUCCCCGCUCCCCUCCAGGCAUUUCUGACCCCACAAACCCCCCCCUUUCUCUCGCCCCCCCCCGCCACAGGUACCACCGGGGCCACGCCCAGAACCGCACGGCCGACGGGUUCCGGGCGCUGGAAGGGCUCCUGGAAUCCCACGGGGAGGAGGUCGGGACCAUCUCGGCCAACCUGGAGGCCACAGGCGGGCACGUGCUGGCCAUGCUGCGCUACCUGGGCUCCGUGCGGGAGUCCUGCGCCCGCCGCCUCCGCGCCCACGCCCGGGACCUCCUGCGGCUCAACGGGUCCCUGGCGGCGCUCCAGGGCUCCGCCGGGGUCCUGCGGGAGAGCUUCGGGAUCCUCGGCGCCCGCCUGGACGUCGGCGUCCGCAACCUGUCCCUGCUGCUCCAGGAGAUGAGGGCGGUGGACGCGCGGCACGGGGACGCGCUGAGGGACGUCGGCCUGCUCCGAGGCAUUCCGGGCCUCCCAGGCCCCCCUGGCCUCAAGGGGGACGUUGGAUCCAGCGGCCCCCCGGGAAUGGGGGGACAGAAGGGUGACAUCGGGAUCCCAGGAUCGCCGGGACCCCCCGGAGCCCCGGGACCCCCGGGACCCGCCGGCCCCCAGGGGGAACGGGGACCUCUGGGAACGAGAGGAUUCCCGGGGCUCAAGGGCUCCAAGGGCAGCUUUGGACUCUCGGGAUCCCGGGGCCAGGGCGGGUCCGAGGGGGAUCCCGGACCCCCGGGGCCGGAGGGGGAAGCGGGAAAGGCGGGACCCCCCGGCCCACAGGGAACACCGGGAAUGCCCGGGACCCCCGGGGCCACGGGACGGGCGGGGCCCGAGGGACCCAAGGGAGAGCCCGGGAUGAGGGGACCCCCGGGGCCACCGGGACCCCCCGGACCCCCGGGACAGUGACUGGGACAGAGGGGCCCCAAUUCCAUCCCCCGGGACAGUGACUGGGACAGGGGGUCCCCAAUUCCAUCCCCUGGGACCCCCAGGACAGUGACUGGGACAGGGGGUCCCCAAUUCCAUCCCCUGGGACCCCCAGGACAGUGACUGGGACAGGGGGUCCCCAAUUCCAUCCCCUGGGACCCCCAGGACAGUGACUGGGACAGGGGGUCCCCAAUUCCAUCCCCUGGGACCCCCAGGACAGUGACUGGGACAGGGGGUCCCCAAUUCCAUCCCCUGGGACCCCCGGGACAGUGACUGGGACAGGGGGGCCCCAAUUCCAUCCCCUGGCACCCCCGGGACAGUGACUGGGACAGGGGGUCCCCAAUUCCAUCCCCUGGGACCCCCAGGACAGUGACUGGGACAGGGGGUCCCCAAUUCCAUCCCCUGGGACCCCCGGGGCCACCAGGACCCCCCAGAUCCCCAGGACAGUGACUGGGGGGGAAUGGGGGGGGUCUCUAAUUCCAUCCCCUGGGAUAGUAAAUGGGACAGGGGGUCCCCUUUGUCACCUCCCAGCC